AUGGACUUGUGCCAAGAACAGUAUAAAAUUAGUGAAGAAAUUGCAGAAGCCUUAUUGACACGCCCUCCGGCUAUAGUUGAAAUUAUUGACGAAGCGGCUUUGAAAGUUUUGGCCAAAUUUGCGGAACAGAGCGGCCAAAACUUCUUUGAGGUAGGUUAACUAUAAGGCCUUGUUAUAUAUUUUAUAUAAGGGUUUUUGAACAUUGGGUUGAGGUGGUUUGAGAUUCGAGGUAUUUUAUUCAUCAUGAGCUUCUGCUAGGUAGUGAUGGACGAAAUUAAGUGUUUCUGGAAAUGUUUAUUAUCAAAUUGUGUGAUUUAUAACUCAAGUGAAAGCAUAAAGUCUGUGCUACAAGAUUGUGUUAGGUUUAAAAGAAAAAAGAAAUAUAGGAUCUCACAAUUUUAUGUGCAAUUUCACCUAUUCCUAGUGUAAUAUAGACAAUUCUUGCAAAGAAAAAAAUUCUUUGAGCUGUUUGUGGUAUGUCGUUUUAUGAGCCGCUAAAAAUUUCGUAAGCUAAGCAUCAAACUUAAAACAAAAUUUUUUUUAAGUAUGAGAAAAUUUGUUCACUGUGAGCUUCUAAAGAUUAGGUAGUGCAGGACAAAAUUAAGUGUAGUAGAAAAGGUUAUUACCAAAAUAUCUUAUAUGUAGCUUAAAUGAGCUAAAGUCUUAGCAACAAGAUAGUACUAAUUUCUCAAGAAAAAAGUUAUAUAGGAUAUUACAAUUUUGAGUUAAAUCCCACCUAUUUCCGAUGCUAAUUUAUAGGUUGUAUAAAAAGUGUUGAGCUAUUAGAUUUUUUUGCUCAAUAACAGCAAUUUAUUUAAAAAAAAGUAAUUUUGGCACAAUGAGCCUAAAGUUUUUCAAGCUUUUUGAUGCCGGUAAUUGAAAAUUCAGAACUUCUGGAGCCAAAGAUAGUUUUGGUGGCCUUUUUGAUAUUCUUAUAGAAAAGAUUUUUUCAAAUAAGAAAGAAAUAGUUUACGUGUAAUCUUAAGUUUGGUAUAAUGUGACAAGUAACUCUUUAUUUUCAGACCCUAAACGCAAAUUCAACCCAAUGGCCGACGAUAAAGGAAAGCCCAAAUCAAGUUCGAGAAGAGUGUAAAGCAUUGGUCAGAGAGGUUCAGGCUUUGGAUGAAAAUUUACAAGUUUUGGUAGGUUUAUAUUUUUAAAUUGUCAAAAUGUGACAUUUUUUGGGAUUGUAAACCAUUUUAAUAAUUGCUAAAUUCCUGGCUAGCGAUGUAUGAUUAGACUUGUAAAAGGGCUGGACCCAAUUUUUCUGUCAGGAUGUUCAUACUUUUUAGCAUUUUGCUUUUUAGUCUACAAUCAAACCUUGUUUUCAGAUGGACGACAGCACGAAGAAAGAGCGAACUCCAGAUUCGAUGCGAAGCCUCAGCCAACGCCGACUUCAACCCAACGCUGACGCGUUGAGUGGUGCCCUGGAACGAAUGUGGGCGGACGCAGUGGAAGAGUUCGCCGCCCCAAAACUCGAUUUCAAACGAUACUCGAUCAUUGGUUGUGUAAUAGACAAGUGCCUGCGGCUCUUCUUGGAAUGGGUCCGCAAAAACAGCUUUAGCCGGUCCGGCGUCCAACAGAUCCAAGUCGACAGUUUCUACCUAAAACAAACGUUGUGGCGCUUUGUGUCAGAUGAAAUGGCCAUGAAUGUGCUGAUCGAUGAAGCCUUAACCGCUGCUGUGAAUUUGUGUGAAGAUCCAAAGCUUUUGGAACCGGCCAAUGUCAAGGAGAUCUGCAAUCGCGCUGUUUGA
Molecule: messenger RNA, 1754 nt
Organism: Bursaphelenchus okinawaensis
Lineage: Eukaryota; Metazoa; Nematoda; Chromadorea; Rhabditida; Aphelenchoididae
Source: the annotation of a GenBank genome assembly